This is a messenger RNA of Moneuplotes crassus, 1159 nucleotides long. The record is from the annotation of a GenBank genome assembly. Lineage: Eukaryota; Ciliophora; Spirotrichea; Euplotida; Euplotidae.
AUGGGAGACUGCCAAAGCUGCUGAAGUAAACCAAAGACUACUGUGGACUUCGCAGAAGUUAGAGCUGAGUAUAAGAGAAUUAGAGAAAAAGUGUCAUCCCACAAAACAGCCCUGAAAAUCUACACAAAGCAUAACAAUUGGAACUUUAAAUAAAAGAAUAUUCCAGAUUUAUGACUCUCUGGUUUCUUUGGAGACUAGAUUAGACGCUGUAGAUCCUGAUAAAUUAGGAAUAGAAGACUCCAAUACCAAUUGCAUAAAACAGUACAAUAGACUUGACGAUAAGCUUGGAUUUCUUAUUGGAUACACACAUGAGAUACUCCUGAAGGCCGGGCAACAAAAUAUGAUAGACCUGGAUAGCUCAGGGAAGUCGAAUAAAGAUAAACAAAAAGCUAAAAUUUGAUUAGAGAAGAAUAUCCACCAGCAAUCUAAAGAGAUUGAUGUAGGAGUUCUGCUCUCUUUGGAGGACAAAAUUCUCCCUCAAAGGUUCAAAAUAUUCAGCGUUGAAUUUCCCUCUCUAGAUCUGAAAAAUGAUGAGCAUAUCAAAUUGUUGAAGAAUCUGAAGUCUCUAGCUAUUCCCAAUUUAAAUCGCUUAUGUGUAAUAAAUAUAAGUUCACAAACCCUCCCUGCUCUAACAAGUUUAUUCGAAACUUCAUUCUUAAAGAGAUUUGGAGUAUUAUCUCUGAGGUUUGCUAAAGAAAUCCCAGCCAAUGCGAAUAGACUUUUCAAAAAUGUUUUGGAUACCAGCUACCAAGUAAAAUCUUGAGUCUGCAUCCAGGGUUUAACUAUCAAGCAGUCUUUAUUGAUGAAGAUCCUUUCUUCAUGUAAGGAUAAGUCGAGGAUAAUUUUACGUAAAUGCAAGAUAUCUGUUGAAAAAGUCCCUGACUUUGGCCAAUCUAUGAAUGAUAGUAUAUAAUCAGAGUAAUAGAAUUUCCAUUUUGAAAAAUAACUGGGACAUCUGGAGAGCCAGACUCUAUGGAAGGCUUCUCAAAUUUAAUAGAAGGACUUUCGGAGUCACAGGAUUUCAGAGAUGCUUUCAAAGGUGUGAAGGGCUUCGAUUCUUAUGAUCAAAAGAAAGCAAGAAAAAUAUUAAAACAACAUAGAUUUGGCCAUAUUAAAGUUAUGAAUUUAUAAAAUCAGAGGUUUAGUUAUUCAACCUGAA